AUGGCUGAACCCCCCGCCAAACGAGCUCGGCGCGUCGACAGCAGUACUAUGUGGGAGAAAAAUGACUCUCACACUGUCUCCGCGGAGCAAGACUCAGAUCAUGGCCGCCGACGCUCACCACAUCCCCGAGACGACCGACGCGACGGCCCUCGUGAAGACCGCCGUUAUCGCUCGCGUUCCCGAGAUCGUAACGACAGAAGGCGAGAAAGGAGCUGGUCUCGAGAUCGCCGCGACCGAGACCGGAGAGAUCGAGACAGAGAUGGACGCGGAGCUCGAGACCGCAUGAGGAGUGCUAGCAGAGAACGUGGGCACGAUCGACGAGGUUAUGCCGGUAAGGGCGACAAGUUCCGUGACCGCUCACGAUCACCCGGCCGGAAUGGUACGAAACCCCGAUCCUCUCGAUCUCCACCCCCUCGAGGACCUAAAGGUGACCGCCGCCCUGAUCGCAAAGAUCCGCGAUCUCGGGAUGAUGGACGAACGGCAAACGGCUUAGCCAGUGCCAGCCGUCAUGCAGAGGAAAUGGAUGUGGAUUUCAAGGAAGAUGCCGACGAGGAUGAGAUGGAGGCGAUGAUGCGAAAGAGCAUGGGUUUCACCAAAUUCAGAACCACCAAAAACACCAAGGUUCCUGGAAAUGAUAUCUACGGUGUGCGCAAGGAGAAGAAGAGCGAGUACCGCCAGUAUAUGAACCGUACAGGCGGUUUCAAUCGGCCGCUCAGUCCGUCGAGGUGA
Messenger RNA from Penicillium subrubescens, 729 nucleotides. RefSeq names its product SNUT3/LISCH7 family protein. Gene Ontology annotation, cellular component: precatalytic spliceosome. Bases 1 to 729 code for a protein of 242 amino acids. The transcript has 2 exons. Lineage: Eukaryota; Fungi; Ascomycota; Eurotiomycetes; Eurotiales; Aspergillaceae. The record is from RefSeq and is a predicted model, not a curated record. Gene Ontology annotation, biological process: RNA splicing.